This is a messenger RNA of Helobdella robusta, 657 nucleotides long. RefSeq lists its product as hypothetical. The coding region runs from base 1 to 657 and encodes 218 amino acids. The record is from RefSeq and is a predicted model, not a curated record. The transcript has 4 exons. Lineage: Eukaryota; Metazoa; Annelida; Clitellata; Rhynchobdellida; Glossiphoniidae.
AUGGAUCGAAGGCUGAGUGACGUCACGGAGACCAUCUUCAGACCCUUCAGACGCCCCAGCCAAACCUACGAAAUCACACCCCCACCACCUUCCGCUCCCUCCCUGAAGACCUCCCAGAGUUUCACCUUCAAGGAGGUGCAGAAUAUAUCGGCCCCAACCAAUGUCAAGAAGAAUAUACACGUGGAGAUUGUGGACGGGGUACUCGUGGGAUUGCCGCCCAUUUGGGAGGAAGACAAGAAAGCCAACCCGGUAGCGAUGAUCCAAGCUCUGGAGAUGUUCAUGAGUACAAAUAAGAAGACAGAUAAAUAUCUCGAAACAUUCAGUGACUCCGGCAUUUCAAGCGAGGGCUCCAUGAUCGACCUGGACAAUGAAGAAGAGUUCAAAAUUAUCGAAAACAACAACAACAACAAUAAUAAUAAUAAUAAUAAUAAUAAAGUUGAUAAUAAAGAUAAUAACAAUAAUUAUACUAGAGAUAAUAAUAAUAAUAAUUAUAAUAAUAGUAAGGAUAAAAAAGAUGUGAAAUAUAAAAGGGUGACUGACAAGAUCCUUGAGAAUACGGAAUGGGAUUUCCCGGCUGACGAUCCGUGGCAACGCCACGCACUUCGAAGCAAGCUUCUAAAAUUGAAGUGCCUCAGAAGAAAUCCACCACAGAUAUAA